AUGAUGAAUCCGUCAGCGAGAAGAAAGAGGUUAGCGUGCGCAGAGUGUACGCGGCGGAAGAUCAAGUGUGAUAAGGUUUUGCCGUGUCGGAAUUGUCGCAAUAGAGGCAGCACUUGCUAUCGCUCACCAAAUGUAUCGGCAUAUUCACGGGCAACGGCAGCUUCCCCACACACUCCCCAGCAAAAUGGAUAUCGCCCAACGGAACUAACUGGAACCCUUGCUGCCUGUCUAAGCGAGCUACAAGCUACGCUACAGGCAGUCAAAGCGCACGAAAGUACGAGCGCCAAUUUCAACGAGAGUACAGUGGCGCUGUCUCCAGUCCAUGAAGGGACCUCGACUGGAGCGCCAUCGGAAGAAGAGGACAUCAGCCCCAGUCGCGAGACCGAAGAGGUGGAGGAUGCCGCGACAAUAUUGGAAUUCCUAGCUUGGGGUCGACGGAAGGUUCCUGACUUCGAUGGCUUAGUUGGGAAUCCAAACUGUGCUCCUGCUCAGUCACCUGGGGAUGUAUCACUACUGAAUAGUCCUGCGGAUCCGCCUCAGUUGCGCUUUACCGACGACCUCUCUUCAAUCCCACUUCUACAAUUGUUGCUUCCUGAGCCGCCCACUUUACUCCGGAUGGUCAAUUACCACUGCGAGUGUCUUCUUUGGUAUCACUCCGCAUUCCACGGGCGCAUAUUCCUGGAAGAGGUUGAUCGCUUUCUCAAACAACAUCAUGGUCGCAUUGACGACCAGCAGAUCGAUCUUCAAUGGGUUGCUCUUUUAUUUGCCGUAUUGGCAGGAACAAUGACAUGUGCACCGCGCCCAGUAUCUACAUCAUGGGGCAUCGAGGAUCCCGAGCGUACAAAUUUGGCCCAUCAUUUCUUCAAAGCUGCUUUGGUGUGCCUAAAUCUGGCAGAUUUUACUGCCCGUCAUUCUCUGUACGGGAUUGAGUGUAUCGCGACCAUGACAAUUAGCGCUCACUUGCUAGGCUAUUCUAAUAGCCACUCCGUCAAGCUUGCAUCAGCUGUCCGUAUUGCUCAGAGCUUGGGUAUGCACAGACUGGGCGAAGAAAUCGAUGGUCCCACAACAAAUCCAGUACGAAGGGAAAUCGGUCGACGAUUAUGGACAGAGCUAUGCAUCCAAGACUGGUUCUCGAUUCCAUUUUCGGAAAGCUAUUUGAUUCAUCGGCGGGAUUUUAAUACGGGAAAGCCUCGAAAUUGCAUGGAUGAUAUCGAAAUGACCCCUCUCCCGGACAAUGUGCCCACUCCAGUGACCUACCAUCGCUUCCUAUACGAUAUCGCUGCACUCAUGCCACAACUUCAAGAUGAUAUUUCCGUAUCACAUACGCUGUAUGCCAAAUAUGAACACGUCAUUCGAUAUGAUGCAAAAAUGCGUACUCUGGCCAGCAAGCAUGUCCCUUCUUGCCUGCGAAAUACGGCUCUCGAGCCAUCGUGGCCGCGCUAUGUCCCUUGGGCAAGGCAUUGCCUUACUAUUAGCUCCGCUCACAAAAUCAUUAUGAUUCACCGCAAAUUUCUUUGGUCUAGCUUUACUAAUCCGGCGUUUACAUUUACACGUAAAACCUGCAUUGCAGCAGCAAAAACCAUAACUAGAGAGCAGAAGCAGUUAGUAAAGGAAGAUGGGCCGGUGCUAUGGAUCUAUCAUGCGUUCAGCGUCGCAGCAAGUAUAAUACUUUGCUUGGAUCUGUUCUUCCCGCCACUUCCUGAUUGUGAUCAGGGAGAGAAUCGCGAGGUAGCCCAGGACAUGAUUGAAAUUCUGUCCCAGAGCGAGACUAGUAUGAUUGCCAUGAGAGGUGUGAAAAUAUUGCGCUUGCUGCUUAAUCUCGAACAAGGUCGAGGUAAAAGAUCCUCAGGCUUGGAUAUUCGUGGCCUUGUCAAGUAUAUUUGUGAGAACGAGGCAUUGGCAAGUCGGGCGCACGAAUGGCAAUCGGCUGAUGAGCCUCCUGUGAGCGGGCCACUUUCACCAAUGUCUACUAUGCAGCCGCCAGAGUUUCUGUCUCGGGAGUCCCAUACGGAGGAGCUGUAUGGCAAUAUUCCCCUACCAAACUCUAGGUUUGGCGUACCUGAUUCACUAGAGGACAUAUUGCUGCUCGUACAGAACGGAGGGGCAUGA
Penicillium pulvis is the source of this 2109-nucleotide messenger RNA. RefSeq lists its product as uncharacterized. Bases 1 to 2109 code for a protein of 702 amino acids. NCBI's taxonomy places the organism in Eukaryota, Fungi, Ascomycota, Eurotiomycetes, Eurotiales, Aspergillaceae. The record is from RefSeq and is a predicted model, not a curated record. Gene Ontology annotation, biological process: regulation of DNA-templated transcription. Gene Ontology annotation, molecular function: zinc ion binding; DNA-binding transcription factor activity, RNA polymerase II-specific. The transcript is spliced from 3 exons.